This is a messenger RNA of Chelmon rostratus (copperband butterflyfish), 1577 nucleotides long. It is a transcript of the gene cirbpa, whose product is annotated as cold inducible RNA binding protein a. Gene Ontology annotation, molecular function: RNA binding. Gene Ontology annotation, biological process: positive regulation of mRNA splicing, via spliceosome. Gene Ontology annotation, cellular component: spliceosomal complex. The record is from RefSeq and is a predicted model, not a curated record. The transcript has 7 exons. Lineage: Eukaryota; Metazoa; Chordata; Actinopteri; Chaetodontiformes; Chaetodontidae. Bases 123 to 671 code for a protein of 182 amino acids.
AGGAAGAAGACGUCACCGCGCAGAGCGCUGAAAAGCUGAACGCUCCUUCUCCCUUCUCUCAUUCGACCGGUCGAUCCACUCCGCAUUCUUAACAGUCCUGCCAGGGAAAAGCUUCAUUGAAGAUGUCGGACGAGGGUAAAUUGUUCAUCGGAGGAUUGAGCUUCGAGACCAACGAGGAGUCUCUGGCUGCGGCCUUCGGCAAAUAUGGAACCAUCGAAAAAGUGGACGUGAUCAGAGACAAAGAGACAGGCAGAUCUCGCGGUUUCGGCUUUGUGAAGUACGAUAAUGCAGAUGAUGCGAAAGACGCAAUGACAGCAAUGAACGGCAAGUCUCUAGAUGGUCGGGCUAUUCGCGUGGAUGAAGCAGGAAAGGGUGGACGCUCCAGAGGUGGAUUCCAGUCAGGCACACGGGGUGGCAGAUUUGGAGGAUCCCGGGGGAGAGGUGGGCGAGGUUACUCCAGAGGAGGAGGAUACAACGGCGAUCGGGGCUAUGGUGACAGGAGUUACGGAGACAGGGGCUUUGGAGGUGGAGAUAGGAGCUUUGGUGGCGGCGGAUACAGGAGCGGUGGCUACUCCUCAGGCGGCUACAGAGAAAAUAGGGGUCAGGGUGGAUAUGGUGACCGCUCUGGAACCUACCGCGAUGGAUAUGAGAGCUAUGCUGCACACGAGUAAACGUCUCCCUGAUUCAAGAUCAUCACUUGGCUGGCUGUAUUUCAAAGAUGCGCUCCUCAAGAAAAAUGUCCACGUGUUAUUGCUGACCUUAGUUUUGUAGUUCUGUUGUAGUAGCUCAAGCAUCUUUAAAAAAAAAAAUGUAGCCAUGAGUUUUGGUCAUUCCUUAACAAUGUUACAAAUUACAGUUCAAGACUUGAACUGCUUGAUUGGGCAUCUUUAUUCUUCAAAGGUCGUUUGUUAACUAAAAGGCAUCUGUGUAACUGAUUAGUAUUUUUAAGUCCCGAUUUGGGGAUCGAACAACGGCUCUCCACAUGGCUUUUCGUUGAACGGCCACCUUCAUCGCUGUAGACGUUUUUUUGACCAGCACGUUAAAGUGUUCCCUGACUUUGAUUCCUUAGUUUUUUCUUUUUUCCCUUUUAUUGAAAUAUCCGGUGGGGCUUGUUUUUUGUUUUUGUUUUUUCUUUCCCCUGUCGGUCUCUGUGACUGGCCUACCUCUUGCCAGGUUUUAAACUUCUUGAGGAAAGAUCUAAUUACUCUUAAACAGGCUUUUGGGGGAUUUAUGCUAAAUUCCUUUUACUAUUAAAAACUUAGUUUAGCUGAGGCUCCUGUGUGUUCAAUUUCCCAAAAGAGUGAAUUCCUUUCAGACUGGUGAACUACACCUCCGAAGUGGCCGGCUGUUCAUGAAGUCUGUCCAAGGUAUCUUCUGUGCUCUGCUCAACAUCUGCAUUUUAAAUGUGCUGUAAAAUGGACUAAUCCUUGUUUAAGUGAUCGAAAAAUGUAACUUCGUUUUCCCCAAAGUAAAAUCACAGCCGGGAACAGUUUUGUACUUUAUGUUCUUUGUAUGAUCAACUUUUUUCUUUGUCAGUUUGGCUUCAUGGAGCCUAUUAAACAGACUGUGGAAAAUAA